Messenger RNA from Brienomyrus brachyistius, 2550 nucleotides. RefSeq names its product decorin (gene dcn). The transcript has 8 exons. The record is from RefSeq and is a predicted model, not a curated record. Lineage: Eukaryota; Metazoa; Chordata; Actinopteri; Osteoglossiformes; Mormyridae. The coding region runs from base 230 to 1327 and encodes 365 amino acids. Gene Ontology annotation, molecular function: protein binding.
UCUCUCUCUCCUCCCACUCUCCUGUGACAGCACACACCUGCUUUGUCUUGGCUGUGCACUGCCGUGGUGCAAUUACACCCUGGCCUUUCAGAGCUCAGCUUCAGAGCCGUCACUGAGAUCGAUCCCCCCUCUGGAUUUGGGAGAGGACCCUCACAUACAAACACACACACGUGCGUGCUCGCUCAGCUUUAACCAAGGACACCAGGCCCAGUUGACGUCUGGCGGCACCAUGAAGUCAGCUUUCAUCUACUUGUUCCUGGUCACAUGCUGUUGGGCUCUGCCCUUUGAGCAGACAGGCUUCAUGGACUUCAUGAUGGAGGACGAAGGAGGUUCUGGAGUGGUGCCAGCGACCAUAAAGCCCCCAAUUUUUACUACCAUCCCAGGCCCAGAUGGACCCGUCUGCCCUUUCAGAUGCCAGUGCCACCUGCGGGUGGUACAGUGCUCUGAUCUAGGCUUGAAAAACAUUCCAGAAAACCUCCCUGGAGAAACAACUCUGCUUGACCUGCAGAACAACAAGAUCACUGAAAUUCGCGAGAAUGAUUUCAAGACCCUCAAAGGCCUCCAUGCUCUGAUCCUGGUGAACAACCUCAUCACCACCAUCCAUGCCAAAGCCUUCAUGCCCCUGGGCAAACUGCAGAGGCUCUACCUGUCCAAAAACCUGCUGAAGGAGAUGCCCACCAACAUGCCCAAGAGCCUGCAGGAGCUGCGCAUCCAUGAAAACCAUAUUGCCAAAAUCAAGAAGGCCUCCUUCCAGGGAAUGGCCCAGGUCAUCGUCAUGGAGCUUGGCUCCAACCCUCUGAAGAGCUCAGGCAUCGAGAGCGGCGUUUUCUCUGACCUGAAACGUGUCUCCUACAUCCGCAUUGCAGACACCAACAUCACUGAGGUCCCCAAAGGUCUCCCCACCUCCCUAUCAGAGCUCCAUCUGGAUGGGAACAAGAUCACCAAGGUGCAGGCGGACAGGCUGAAGGGACUGAAGAACCUGGCCAAGCUCGGUCUGAGCUACAACGAAAUCAGUGUUGUGGAGAAUGGCUCCCUGGCCGUGGUGCCCCACCUGCGCGAGCUGCACCUAGAUUACAACAUGCUGACCUCUGUGCCCCCAGGCCUGCCUGAUCACAAGUACAUCCAGGUGAUCUAUCUCCAUGGCAACAAGAUUGCAGCGGUGGGGCCCGAAGACUUCUGUCCCCCCACCUACAACACCAAGAAAGCCAUGUAUUCUGGCAUCAGCCUGUUCAGCAACCCUGUGCCCUACUGGGAGGUGCCCCCCGUCACCUUCCGCUGCGUUUUCGACCGCUCCGCCAUCCAGCUGGGCAACUACAGGAAGAAAUAGAAUGUAGCACCACAACAGUCCCCCCCCCCCCCCCCCCCAAAUACGCACCUCCCAGCUCAAUGAACAUAACAGUUACACAUUACACACAAACCCCAGUCUGAGCAACACUCUACCCCGACUCUAUGUACUACAGAGAUAACACCACCUACAUGACUUCUGUUACCCUCAGAAACAAAACAGCUGCCUUAAAAUAACACCAUUCCUGAGAAGGUUCCAGAACACGCAACAAAGCUCAUGAAUCUCAGCUGUUACCUCAGCAGCUAAAGAACACAAACAAAUAUCUUCUUUGCUUUUGGGAAGCAGUUUUAUAAAAGAGGAUUUCUUAACAUUUGUACAACAAGCACACCUUGCAUAGGAAUUGCAGAAAUUUCAUUUAACACUGAUAUGUUAUUGUUUUGUUUUUGAAUUUAGCUGAUAAAGAGUCGUCCAUAACGCCCUUGCCUUGAUCCCACGCCUUGUUCUUAACGUUCCUCUGAAAAUUGGGCCCGUUUUCCUGUUGAGCAGGCAUGGUAAAGGAUUAACUGACGUUUCAGAAAAACCGUAGACCAAAAGUAGCAAACUAGAAUGUACUAAAGGACUGUUUCCUUUCUGUAUAUGACAGUAGCUUUCCAGUGGUGUAAUAUCAAUGCAGAAUAAACACCAAACGUCUGAUUUUCUUUCCUAUAUCGUAGUCAAAGUAAGGAAGGAGACCAAGCCAUCAUUGCUUUGCAUUCUUGUUUUUUAUUUUGCGUUUUUGGGAAUAAGUGUAAGGGGAAAUGUUUAAGCAUUUAAAACAAAAUCUUCCGGCGUAUCUCAGAGAGACCGUAUGAUGCCAGAAAUGAAUUAACACCAGGCAGAAAUGUAGAGUAAGCCGUAUAUACAUUUUAAUGAAAACCUUACCCAAAGACCUACUUGCAUGCUUCGCUGUGUUCAUUAUGCGUCCAUGGUCUUUGAGUCACCGGUGAUCAUGUGCUUUGUCUGUUUGUUAGUUUUUUUUUUUCUCAUUUUGAAAACGAGUGGAGGAUGUGGGUGGCUGGCCAUGCCCCCCCCCAGGAUCCUGUCCAUGUGAAUGUUCCAUGUGUAGAUGCUGUACAUACAUGCUGUAUGAAACCUUUCAUUGCUUUGAAGUACAAGCACUUACCGUAGGGCAAACAAACUUAUAUCAGCAAUAAAGGUGAACUUACAGAGCAGGGACUCCGGCGUCGGUGUCCCGAAUCUAAUAAAGAAUACAACAAAAGUCAUAA